Molecule: messenger RNA, 1144 nt
Organism: Cephus cinctus (wheat stem sawfly)
Lineage: Eukaryota; Metazoa; Arthropoda; Insecta; Hymenoptera; Cephidae
Exons: 7
Coding region: 126-1112 (328 amino acids)
Biological process (GO): cell-matrix adhesion
Cellular component (GO): basement membrane
Source: RefSeq, a predicted model, not a curated record
UAUCACUAGUUCAAGAUACCUUGUGUGGUUUCUGUGAAUGCUUUAAACUCGAUAUAAUAUUCUUUUUAUAUUUUCUGUGUAAUGUCAAGUCUUCUGUAAUCCUUGAAGGAACUAAACAUUUGAAGAUGCUACAGAUUUGGCUGCAUAUCUGGGUCGGUACAGUUAUUGUGUUCCUUGUCAGUCGCAACAUAGUUUCCCUGGAUGAUUCAACAAAGAGUAUAUUAGCUGGACUUAAUGAAUCUUGUAAAAACACUACCUGUCUACCUGGUCUACAGUGUAAUAAAAAUUACAUCUGUAAAGUAGAAUCUGACACUUGUAUGUCUUAUCGAUGGAGUGAUAAUCUAUGGAAACCAUCCUGUGACGAAGAUGGCACUUGGUCAGCAGUGCAGUGCAAAGGCGAACAAUUGCACGGUCGUUGUUUUUGUUAUAAUACAAAUGGCUCUAGAAUCUUUGGAUGGUCCUGGUGGCACUCGGCAGGAAAUAUGACCUGUGCCUGCAGUAGGAGAAGAGACACAUUGAAGAACCAGGGUAGAGAGAAUGUGACACUUCACUGUUCUGAGGAUGGUAAUUAUGAGAAACUACAGUGUGACAGUGGAUUGUGCUGGUGCGUAGAUCCACAGACUGGUGAACCAACAGAGAGAGCGUAUCCUGAAUCGAUGAUGACCCAUCUUUCUUGCUAUGACAAGGAUAAGAUUGGCUCACAGUACUUAAGACUCUGUGAAAGUAUGCACAUUGCCAGACUGGAAGUUAUCGAUAAACUAGAAAGACAUGGUAGACUUUAUGCACACAUCGACACUGUAAAUUGUGAUGGGGAUGGUAGCUACGCUUAUUACAGUUUAAAUGGUUCCAUUGUGUACUGUUUAUGGAAGAACGGGAUGCGAAUAGACUUGUAUCAGACACCCCUUUCAAGCAUCCUCACAGUAAAUUGCAAUUGCGCCAGAGAUUCUUAUAUCUACCGUCAAGCGAACUUAACAUUCUCUCUACAGUGUCAAAGCAAUGGGAAUUAUAAACCAGAACAAACUAGCAAUGGCUAUCCAUUCUGUGUGGACAGCGAUGGUUAUGCAACAACCACAUUGGGUUCCUUUGGCGAGACACUAAUUUGUAAAGAGUGAUGAGACUAUUCAUAUCCUUAAUACGAAAGAAC